Messenger RNA from Sungouiella intermedia, 2307 nucleotides. NCBI's taxonomy places the organism in Eukaryota, Fungi, Ascomycota, Pichiomycetes, Serinales, Metschnikowiaceae. The record is from the annotation of a GenBank genome assembly.
AUGCCAGCUUCUGAUAUCUCCUCAGACUCGGCAGAUAAGACGAAGGACGUCCAUGUCGUCACCUCGCAGCAGCUUGAUAUUGAGAAAAUCGAAGAGGAGCUCGAACAUGACGACUGGUCAUACCAUGAGGGAAAUGUCGAAGAGCUUGCCAAUUCUCCGUAUCCUGAAGUCCGUUCUGCAGUAACUCUUGAUAUCGACUUAAAUGUCAAACUUAACCACUGGAGAACGUGGACCUUGACAUUAAUCUUUGUUAUUGUUUUUAGUGGAGUCAAUCAGUUUUUCUCGUUGCGUUAUCCUUCGUUGUCGAUUGGUUUUAUUGUUGCACAGGUUGUCUCAUUCCCAAUCGGUAAGGCAUUGGCAAAGUUGCCGGCUUACAAACCAUCUUUCUUGCCGGAAUUCUUCAGAUUGAACCCUGGCCCAUUCUCUAAACAAGAGCAUGCCUUGCUUACAAUCGUGGUAUCCUUGACAUCUUCAACGUCCUAUGCCAUGAACAUUCUUAUUGCCCAAACAAACUUCUACAACCAGAAGUUGGGUGCUGGAUACAUGAUUCUUUUGGUGUUCUCAACCCAGCUUUUGGGAUAUGGUGCAGCCGGUUUGACUAGAAGAUGGAUCGUAUACCCAGCAGCCAUGGUUUGGCCCCAAACCUUGGUGACCACUUCUUUGUUCAGCACGCUUCAUUCCAGCAAGAAUGAUGUGCUCAAUAGACUUAAUGCGAACGGUUGGACAAUGUCACGGUACAAGUUCUUCACCUUGGUAGCCUCAUUCAGUUUUGUUUGGUACUGGCUUCCCGGCUACUUGUUCAAAGCCUUAUCCUACUUCAAUUUCAUUUGCUGGAUCUGGCCCAAAAACAUCGUGGUCAAUCAGCUUUUUGGUGUUGAAUCUGGACUUGGCCUCAUUCCUAUUUCGUUUGAUUGGAUAAUGGCAACACAAGCAACUGACACCUCACCAUUGGCCACGCCGGCAUGGGUUUCUGCCAACACUUAUGGAUCUGUUUUCCUCUUCUUCAUCAUUGUGUUACCCUGCUUGUAUUACACCAACACCAUGUAUGCCAAGUUCAUGCCAAUGAUCUCCACCACCACCUACGACAACACUGCAAAGAAGUACAAUGUGUCCAGGGUUUUGAAUGACAAAUUGGAGUUUUACGAGGAGGGAUACAAAAGUUAUUCUCCACUUUUUGUGCCAUUUUCCUACUUGCUCUCCUACGCACUCAACUUCGCUGCAGUUAUUUCACUCUUUGUCCAUUGCUACUUGUACCACGGCAAAGAUAUCGUGAACAAAUUGAAAGAUCAAAGACACGGGGGAGAGGAUAUUCACAAGAGAUUGAUGAACAAUUUUAAAGAGGCUCCCGACUGGUGGUAUUUGAUUUUACUUGUGAUCUCCAUUGCUCUCUCAUUUGCUUGUGUUUGUCACUUCCCAACCCAGCUUCCAUGGUGGGGACUUAUUGUUUCUCUUUUGAUUGCGUUUGUUAAUUUUCUUCCUCAAGGACUUUUGGAGGGUAUCACCAACCAGCACGUUGGACUUAACAUCGUCACAGAGCUCAUUGCUGGAUACAUUUGGAAGGGAAAACCGUUGGCCAACAUGAUGGUCAAGUUGUACGGCUUUAUCCCCAUGAGACAGGGACUUGACUUUUCGAGAGACUUGAAGAUUGCGCAGUAUAUGAAGAUUCCUCCAAGAACGCUCUUUUUCGCUCAGAUUAUGGGUACUUUGGUUGCAGGACUCGUCAACGUUGGAGUCCAGGAAUGGAUGAGAUCAAAUAUUAAGGAUAUCUGCUCUCCUAGUCAGCUGGAUGGUUUCAUUUGUGCCAACGGUCGUACCAUAUUCAAUGCUUCCAUUAUUUGGGGAGCAGUGGGACCAGCUAAAUUAUUCAGUCCAGGAAAGAGGUACAAUGCAUUCAUGUACUUCUUCUUGAUCGGUUUCUUUGCUCCAUUCGGAACCUUUUUCUUGAAGAAAAAGUUUCCAAGACACUGGAUCGGAAAGAUCAAUGCUCCAGUAUUCUUCACUGGUCCUGGAAACAUUCCUCCUUCCACCGUUUACAACUACUCCCUUUACUUCAUCAUCUCUUUUGGCUGGAACCAUUAUGUUAGAGAAUGGUUCAAGGCAUUCCAUGUCAAGUACACCUAUAUUUUGUCAGCCGCCAUCGACUCUGGAGUGUCCAUUAGUGCCGUAUUAAUUUUCCUCUGCGUGGCCUACCCAGUGGGCUCUCUCAGUUGGUGGGGUAACAACGUCUACCAAAACACCUAUGACGAUGCCUACAAGCCAUUCUAUAGAUUGGCUAAGGGUGAAACUUUUGGUCCUACAAACUGGUAA